This is a messenger RNA of Anoplophora glabripennis (Asian longhorned beetle), 2720 nucleotides long. RefSeq names its product cytohesin-1. Lineage: Eukaryota; Metazoa; Arthropoda; Insecta; Coleoptera; Cerambycidae. Bases 102 to 1409 code for a protein of 435 amino acids. Gene Ontology annotation, biological process: regulation of ARF protein signal transduction. Gene Ontology annotation, molecular function: guanyl-nucleotide exchange factor activity. The record is from RefSeq and is a predicted model, not a curated record. The transcript has 6 exons.
CAAAAUGGUGGUUGUCUGUCAAUUAGCCUAAUGUAUUUGUUUAUAAAACAACAUGAUUGAUAAUUAUUUAAUACACAUAAUAUAUUGAAAUUAAACUUGCAAUGGGCACAUCUGGACAUAAUCUUGAUACAUUUAACAUUGCUGAUUUAACCCCUGAACAACAAAAAAUUUUAAUCGAUAUAAGGAGACGAAAAACUGAAUUACUAUUGGAAAUACAGUUCUGCCCGUCCAUGUGUUCCAUGUGUUCGUGUGUACGCGUAUGUGCUUCUUUCAUAGUUCACAAUGUGAUACAAUCGUGUUGUCCUUGUUCUUCCGGGCAACUGAAAGAUGAUCUCUGCGAAGUUGUAUCAGAGAUGGAGUCUCUGGACUCUGGGGAGGAUGGCAAAAACAGCAACAAGACCAAAAUGAUGUCAAUCGGUAGAAAAAAGUUCAAUAUGGAUCCUAAAAAAGGAAUAGAAUAUUUAAUCGAGAAAGGACUAUUACAGGAUACCCCAGAAAGUGUAGCUCAAUUUCUUCAUAAAGGUGAAGGUCUUAACAAGACUGCUAUAGGAGAUUAUUUAGGUGAAAAAAAUGAUUUCAACGAACAAGUCCUUCAAGCCUUUGUUGAAUUACAUGAUUUUACGGAUUUGAUUUUGGUACAAGCUUUAAGGCAAUUUUUAUGGAGUUUUCGCUUACCAGGUGAAGCCCAAAAAAUUGAUAGAAUGAUGGAAUGUUUCGCUAAACGUUAUUGUGAUUGCCAGGGAGACAAUAAUAUUUUUGAAAAUUCCGACACCUGUUAUGUUUUAUCGUUUGCUAUAAUUAUGCUAAAUACUAGUUUGCACAAUCCAAGUGUCAAAGAAAAACCUACAAUAGAACAAUUUAUUAAUAUGAAUAGAGGCAUAAAUCAAGGUCAAGAUUUACCUAGGGAAUUGUUGGUGAGUUUAUAUGAUAGUAUAAAAGCUGAACCCUUUAAAAUCCCUGAAGAUGACGGUAAUGAUUUAAUGCAUACUUUCUUCAACCCCGAUAAAGAAGGUUGGCUGUGGAAACAAGGUGGCCGUUACAAAAGUUGGAAACGUCGCUGGUUCAUCCUUAACGAUAACUGCCUAUAUUAUUUUGAGUACACUACAGAUAAAGAACCUCGAGGUAUAAUUCCUUUAGAAAACAUAUCAAUCCGUGAGUGCACUGAUAGGCAGAAACAGUACUGUUUUGAACUUUAUGCCAGUGGUGGGGCAGACUUUAUCAAAGCCUGUAAAACCGAUUCCGAAGGUAAAGUAGUCGAAGGAAAACAUACCGUUUACAGGAUGUCAGCUAGUAGUGAUGAAGAAAGGAAAGAAUGGAUUCAAAGACUUACACAAAGUAUCAGCCAUAAUCCAUUUUAUGAUAUGCUAGCGAAUCGAAAAAGGAAAGCUCAACUUUAUGCGAAAAAUUAGUUUGUUUUAUAUUAUCCAAAACAUACUCUUCAGCUAAAAACAAAGAUACAAAUAUAUAUAUAUUAAAAUGAAGAUGUUUUAAUAUUUGUUACAGAAAAUAUUUUUGCUGUUUUUCUUUGUUAAAACACAUAUUUUUAUAUAUUAAAUUACUGACAACGAAGUAUAAAACAUAUACCUAAAAAAAAUCUUGUGAAAAUUGUUUUAGAACAUAUUUAAAAUAAUUAUAAUUUUUUUCUUAUGUAUCAGCAAAUAUUGCUGUUGAAAUAAAAAUUAAAAUAUAGAACAUUUAUGAUCGUAUUGGAAAAUUAACCAAACCAAAGUGCAAAUGUACUUGACCAAAAUUUAAAAAAUUGUUUGAUCGGUGGUGGCUAAAUUUGUAUUGCCCUCCAAUGUACAUACCGUACUGUAAUAAAGAUGGAAUGGUUUCAUUUGAAUUUGAUUUUUAAUUGAAUUAUUUCACAAACAAAACUUACGUCCAGAAUGCUUCUGUAUAUUUUGAUAAAUAGAUAAAUUUAUAAGACUGAGGUAAAAGGUUAAUUUAGAGUAUUAAAAACAAGAAGAAAAUGCUGGAAGUUAUGGAACACCACAGUAUUCAGCCCUUGUUUAAAAAUUAUUUCACAAGAAACAUGUAAAUUUUGCUUUUAGUUACAGAACUAUAUUCAAGAAACUAAUUGUUUUAUUUGUGUUGUUAAAAAUUUAUUGUUGAUAACUUUGACAGGCUUAAAAUUACUGUAUAAAUAUUUUCUAGUGUACAUAAAAUGAAACUCAUAAAAAUGAGCUUUUAUACUUUACAGCUAUACAAAUUUUUAUGUAACUGUUUUGUACCUGCAAUAUUUGUAAGUUUUUCUUAAAUCCAUAAAUGGUGUGUGCAAGUGAUCAACAGUGUAAGUAACCGAAAAUAUUCAAACAUUAAUUUUUCAAAUCUGCUAGAUAUGCUUAAAGCUUACUUUUCCCACAAGUUUAAGAGAGCUUAAUACAUGGACGUCCAGAGAGAACCUCAAUCGGUGCCAUCAGAUCUGUCAAAUUAUGUAUUUAUUAUUAUUUAUUACAGAUUGCUAUUAUAACAGUUUAAGUGAUGUUCUCUGUUUGUGGCACACAUCCUUAGAUCUGAUAGCGUGAACAGUGAUGACCUCUGGACACCGAUGGCUUAAGCGUAGGUAAUAGGAAGCAUUAGAAUGAAUCCUGUUCUAUGAAACAAAAUUUGCCACAAUUACACCAAUGGUCGGUUUACCAGCUAAAGAAAGUAAAUUUAUUGUGUGGUAAAUAAACCAGCCUUUAAAAAAAACAUUUUCAACUAGGUAUCUCAAAAAA